CUUGAGUUUCUGCUCUGUUCGGGUUGAGCCGUGCAGAUAUUUUGUGAUCAACCCAUCCCGGCCUCUGUGCCAUAACUGAAUGGGUUUAGUAAAGUCUUGAGGGAGGUGUGUGAGUACGACAGGAGGAGGAGCAUCAGUCUGUGUCUCUGUGUGUGUGAGGUUGGGGGGAGAUGCUGCUUUUGAAUGGACAGAUUGAAGAAAUGAACAAUCGGACAGCAGAAUGAGUUCUGAGACCUUUCUGAGAAAACUGGACCUACAUUUCACCACUGGAUAUCUUUUGUUGUAACGUGCAGGAGCUUAAGGAAGAAAAAAAACCUUGUGGAUCCUUUUCUUCUUUUCCCUCCGUUUCCCCGUGUGUCCGUUCCUUUCUGUGGUUUCCUGGGAGGAAUCUGGAAAUAGUUUCCCUCUCGGUCAGGGAUCAUGGAUUUGGAGUGGGCGUCCGGGGGCCCCGAGGGCUUCUAUCAGGAGCCGAGUUACCCCGCGCAAGUGCCCUUCAACUAUAACCAGCUCGAGGGGCGUUUCAAACAGCUGCAAGAUGAACGAGAGGCCGUGCAGAAGAAGACCUUCACCAAAUGGGUGAACUCACACCUGGCGCGUGUGUCCUGUCGGAUCACGGAUCUGUACAUGGACCUGCGAGAUGGACGGAUGCUCAUCAAACUGCUGGAGGUUCUGUCAGGAGAGAGACUGCCCAAACCAACAAAGGGCCGCAUGCGCAUCCACUGCCUGGAGAAUGUGGACAAGGCUUUGCAGUUCCUCAAGGAGCAGCGGGUUCACCUGGAGAACAUGGGUUCUCAUGAUAUCGUCGAUGGCAAUCACAGACUCACACUUGGACUUAUUUGGACCAUCAUCCUCCGCUUCCAGAUCCAGGACAUCAGUGUGGAGACCGAGGACAAUAAGGAGAAACGUUCAGCCAAGGAUGCUCUGCUUCUGUGGUGUCAGAUGAAGACCGCUGGAUAUCCCAAUGUCAACAUCCACAACUUCACCACCAGCUGGAGAGAUGGGAUGGCUUUCAAUGCCCUCAUUCACAAACACAGACCAGACCUGAUUGAUUUCGACAAACUAAAGAAAUCUAACGCUCACUACAACCUGCAAAAUGCUUUCAACCUGGCUGAGCAACAUCUGGGUCUCACCAAACUGCUGGAUCCAGAAGAUAUCAGUGUUGAUCAUCCCGAUGAGAAGUCCGUCAUCACAUAUGUCGUCACAUACUACCAUUAUUUCUCCAAGAUGAAGGCCUUGAAGGUGGAAGGCAAACGUAUCGGAAAGGUGCUUGAUAAUGCCAUUGAGACUGAGAAGAUGAUUGAGAAAUAUGAAUCUCUGGCGUCUGAUCUUCUGGAGUGGAUUGAGCAAACCAUCAUCAUACUAAACAAUCGCAAGUUUGCAAACUCUCUGGUGGGAGUCCAACAGCAGCUCCAGGCCUUUAACACCUACAGGACCGUGGAGAAACCACCCAAAUUCACUGAGAAAGGCAACCUGGAGGUUCUUCUGUUCACCAUCCAGAGCAAGAUGAGGGCAAAUAAUCAGAAGGUGUACAUGCCACGAGAGGGCAAACUCAUAUCUGACAUUAACAAGGCUUGGGAGCGUCUGGAGAAGGCGGAGCAUGAACGUGAGCUUGCGCUGAGGACCGAGCUCAUUCGUCAGGAGAAGUUGGAACAGCUCGCACGACGAUUCGACCGCAAGGCCGCCAUGAGAGAAACCUGGCUGAGCGAAAACCAGCGACUCGUUUCCCAGGACAACUUUGGAUUCGACCUCCAGGCGGUCGAGGCAGCUACCAAAAAACAUGAAGCCAUCGAGACAGACAUCGCAGCGUACGAGGAGCGCGUGUUGGCUGUGGUCGCUGUGGCGAAGGAGCUGGAGGCGGAGAACUAUCAUGACAUCAAACGCAUCGCGGCCCGUAAAGACAACGUCCUGCGUCUGUGGGAAUAUCUGCUGGAGCUUCUGAAGGCUCGCAGACAGCGUCUGGAGAUGAACCUCGGCCUGCAGCGGGUCUUCCAGGAGAUGCUUUACAUCAUGGACUGGAUGGAUGAGAUGAAGAUGUUGCUUCUGUCUCAAGACUACGGUAAACAUCUGCUGGGUGUUGAAGAUCUGCUACAGAAACACGCUUUGGUGGAGGCCGACAUCGCCAUACAGGCCGACCGCGUGCGAUCCGUCAACGCAAAUGCCCAGAGAUUUGCUGUGGAUGAGGAAGGCUACAAGCCCUGUGACCCUCAAGUCAUUCGGGAUCGUGUGGCUCACAUGGAGUUCUGCUAUCAGGAACUGACUCAGCUCGCUGCCGAACGGCGCGCACGUCUGGAGGAAUCCCGUCGCCUCUGGAAGUUCUUCUGGGAGAUGGCCGAAGAAGAGGGCUGGAUUCGCGAAAAAGAGCAGAUCCUGUCCUCGGACGACUGCGGCAAAGAUCUGACGGGUGCAGUGCGUCUGUUGAGUCAGCACCGCGCCCUCGAAGACGAAAUGAGCGGCCGGUCCGGACACCUCCAGCACACGGUGCGCGAAGGUCAAGAAAUGGCAGACGCCGGCCACUUCGGCGAAGCCAAGAUCCGCGAGCGCAUUGCUGACGUGCAGGCGCAGUGGGCCGCUCUUGAACAGCUGGCGGCCGUAAGGAAAACUCGUCUGGAGGAGGCCUGCAGUCUUCAUCAGUUCCAGGCGGACGCCGACGACGUGGACGCCUGGACCCUGGACGCUCUCCGAAUCGUCUCCAGCUCCGAUGUGGGCCAUGACGAGUUCUCCACUCAAGCUUUGGUGAAGAAACACAAAGACGCUUCUGCCGAGGUCGCCAGUUACCGGCAGGUGAUCGACGCCCUUCACGAACAGGCCCAGACCCUGCCUCCCGAACAGGUGCAAGCCGCUAACGUCAACGAACGGCUGGCGGGCAUCGAGGAGCGCUAUAAGGAGGUGGCCGAGCUGACGCGGCUGAGGAAACAAGCCCUGCAGGACGCUCUGGCGCUGUAUAAGAUGUUCAGCGAGGCGGACGCCUGUGAACUUUGGAUCGAUGAGAAGGAACAGUGGCUGAACAGCAUGGAGAUCCCAGAGAAACUUGAGGACCUCGAGGUCAUUCAGCACAGAUUUGAAAGUCUUGAGCCAGAAAUGAACAACCAGGCAUCACGUGUUGCGGUGGUGAAUCAGAUCGCCAGACAGCUCAUCCACAACGGACAUCCCAGUGAAAAAGACAUUAAAGCCCAACAAGAUAAACUCAACACCAGAUGGAGUCAGUUCCGUGAUCUCGUGGAUCAGAAGAAAGAAUCCCUGAACUCGGCCCUGGGUGUGCAAAACUACCACCUUGACUGUAAUGAGACCAAAUCCUGGAUCCGUGAGAAGACGAAAGUUAUCGAGUCCACUCAGGAGCUGGGCAAUGACCUGACGGGUGUAAUGGCUCUCCAACGCAAGCUCACGGGCAUGGAGCGAGAUCUGGCCGCCAUCGACGCCAAGCUGGGUGACCUCCGCGGCGAGGCCGACCGCCUGUCCACCGAACAUCCCGACCAGGCCAAAGCGAUCACCGGACGACUGUCAGAAAUCAACGCGGUGUGGGAGGAGAUGAAAGAAACGCUUCGUAACCGAGAAGAAUCUCUCGGCGAAGCCAGCAAGCUGCAGCAGUUUCUCAGGGAACUUGACGAUUUCCAGUCCUGGCUUUCCAAAACGCAGACGGCCAUCGCCUCCGAGGACAUGCCCAACACGCUGGCCGAGGCCGAGAAGCUGCUGGGCCAACACGAGGGCAUUAAGAACGAGAUCAACAACUAUGAAGAGGACUAUCAGAAGAUGAGAGAUAUGGGUGAGAUGGUGACCCAGGGUCAGACGGACGCUCAGUACAUGUUCCUGAGACAGAGACUUCAGGCCUUAGAUACGGGCUGGAACGAGCUGCAUAAGAUGUGGGAGAAUCGUCAGAACCUCCUGUCUCAGUCUAACGCCUAUCAGAUCUUCCUGAGGGACACCAAACAGGCCGAAGCGUUCCUCAACAACCAGGAGUACGUGCUGGCACACACCGAGAUGCCCACCACUCUUGAAGGAGCUGAAGCUGCCAUUAAGAAACAGGAGGACUUUAUGACCACCAUGGACGCCAAUGAGGAGAAGAUCAAUAGCGUGGUGGAGGCUGGACGGAGACUGACCAGUGAAGGAAACAUCAAUGCUGAACGCAUCCAGGAGAGAGCGACGUCAAUCGAUGAACGGCAUAAGAAGAACCGUGAGGCCGCUGUUGAGCUCCUGAUGAGGUUGAAGGACAACAGAGACCUUCAGAAGUUCCUACAGGAUUGUCAGGAGCUCACCCUGUGGAUAAAUGAGAAGAUGUUGACAGCUCAGGACAUGACGUACGAUGAAGCUCGUAACCUUCACAGUAAAUGGCUGAAACAUCAAGCUUUCAUGGCAGAACUUCAGUCCAACAAAGAGUGGCUGGACAAAAUCCAGAAGGAUGGAAAGCAGCUGGUGUCAGAGAAACCUGAAACUGAAGCCAUAGUAAAGGAGAAGUUAUCAGGUCUUCAGACGAUGUGGACUGAACUGGAGUCCACCACCCAAACUAAAGCUCAGUGUCUGUUUGACGCCAACAAAGCCGAACUCUUCACACAGAGCUGCGCCGACCUCGACAAAUGGCUGGGCGGCCUGGAGGGUCAAAUUCAAUCCGACGAUUACGGCAAAGAUCUGACCAGCGUCAACAUCCUACUGAAGAAACAACAGAUGUUGGAGAACCAGGUGGAGGUGCGUCAGAGGGAGGUGGAGGAGCUUCAGUCUCAGGCUCACGUGCUGAGACAGGAGGGUAAAGACACGGACGAGGUGGACGGACGCAGGAAGGAGGUGGAGCAGAAGUUCCAGCUGCUUCUGGAUCCGCUGAUAAAGAGGAAGAACUUCCUCAUGGCUUCUCGUGAGAUCCACCAGUUCAACCGUGAUGUUGAAGAUGAGAUUCUUUGGGUUGAAGAGAGAAUGCCGCUGGCCACAUCAACCGAUCACGGCAACAAUUUACAGACUGUUCAGCUACUUAUCAAGAAGAACCAGACCCUACAGAAAGAGAUCCAGGGUCACCAGCCACGCUGCGAUGAUAUAUUCGAGCGCAGCCAGAGCAUGCUGAAGGCCGACAGUCCGAACGUGGAAGCGAUCCGAACGCGUCUGGACGACCUACAGCAGCUCUGGACUCUGAUCAUGCAGGAGACGGAGAAACGACACAGCCGGCUGGAGGAGGCACACAAAGCCCAACAGUAUUAUUUUGAUGCGGCAGAAGCAGAAGCCUGGAUGAGCGAGCAGGAGCUUUACAUGAUGUCUGAGGAGAAGGCCAAGGAUGAGCAGAGUUCAGUGGCCAUGUUGAAGAAACAUCAGAUCCUGGAGCAGGCGGUGGAGGAUUACGCAGAGACUGUACAUCAAUUAUCCAAAACCAGUCGAGGACUAGUGGCCGCUAACCACCCUGAGAGUGAGAGGAUCGGCAUGCGUCAGUCACAGGUGGAUAAGUUGUACGCUGGAUUGAAGGAUUUAUCGGAAGAGAGGAGAGGAAAACUGGAGGAGAGAUUCCGUCUCUUCCAGCUGAACCGGGAGGUGGAUGACCUGGAGCAGUGGAUCGCUGAGAGAGAGGUCGUGGCUGGAUCUCAUGAACUGGGACAAGAUUAUGAACAUGUUACUAUGCUACAGGAACGUUUCCGUGAAUUCGCCCGAGACACAGGAAACAUCGGACAGGAGCGCGUGGACGGCGUAAACCGCAUGGCCGAUGACCUCAUCAACGCCGGUCAUGCCGACGCAGCCACGGUCGCCGAGUGGAAGGACGGUUUGAACGAGGCUUGGGCGGACCUGUUGGAACUCAUCGACACGCGUACGCAGAUUCUCGCCGCAUCCUACGAACUGCACAAAUUCUACCACGACGCGAAGGAAAUUCUGGGACGCAUCCUGGACAAACAUAAGAAGCUUCCAGAAGAGCUGGGCAGAGACCAGAACACGGUGGAGACCCUGCAGAGGAUGCACACCACCUUCGAGCACGACAUUCAAGCGCUCGGGACGCAGGUAAAGCAGCUGCAGGAAGAUGCUGUACGCCUGCAGUCAGCGUAUGCAGGAGACAAAGCUGAUGACAUUCAGAGGCGAGAGGGUGAAGUCCUGGAGGCUUGGCGCAGUCUUCUGGAGGCCUGCGAGGGCCGACGGGCUCGACUGCUCGACACCGGAGACAAAUUCCGCUUCUUCAGCAUGGUGCGUGACCUCAUGCUCUGGAUGGAGGACGUCAUCCGUCUCAUCGAGACUCAGGAGAAGCCCAGGGAUGUGUCCUCUGUGGAGCUUCUCAUGAACAACCAUCAGGGCAUCAAAGCUGAAAUCGAUGCCCGUAAUGACAGUUUCACCGCAUGCAUCGAGCUGGGAAAAUCUCUCCUGGCACGCAAACACUACGCAUCAGAGGAGAUUAAAGAAAAGUUGCUACAGUUGACGGACAAGAGAAAAGAUAUGAUUGACAAGUGGGAGGACAGAUGGGAGUGGCUAAGACUGAUUUUGGAAGUGCACCAGUUUUCACGGGAUGCGGGCGUGGCAGAGGCGUGGCUGCUGGGUCAGGAGCCGUACCUGUCCAGCAGAGAGAUGGGCCAAUGCGUAGACGAGGUGGAGAAACUGAUCAAACGACACGAAGCGUUCGAGAAAUCAGCUGCGACCUGGGAGGAACGUUUCUCGGCGCUGGAACGACUGACUACGUUGGAGUUAUUGGAAGUGAGAAGACAGCAAGAGGAAGAGGAGAGAAGGAGGAAGCCGCCCACACCAGAACCUGCAGAGACGCAGGACGCAGACGCACAGCAACGGGACGGAGAGCAGAUCGCUCAGAAUGGACUCCCAUCAGACCAGGAAUCACCACGGGAUGGGGUGGAUGGAGAGAUGAACGGAGUGCCUGAGAGAAGCUCAAAGGAGGGGAGUCCGACCCCAUCAUUGACCAAAGAGAGAGCAGUCAAAGGAAGCCAAUCCGCCACGCUGCCGACUAAAGGACAGGAUUCACCGACUGCGCAGCUGGAAGGAAUUUUACACCGCAAACAUGAAUGGGAGGCGCAUAACAAGAAAGCAUCCAACAGAUCUUGGCAUAACGUGUAUUGUGUCAUCAACAAUCAUGAGAUGGGCUUCUAUAAAGACAAUAAGACGGCAGGUCAGGGCAUCCCGUACCACAACGAGAUCCCCGUCAGUCUGAAAGAGGCCAUCUGUGAGAUUGCUGUCGACUAUAAGAAGAAGAAGCACGUUUUCAAGCUGAAAAUUACAGAUGGAAAUGAAUAUCUCUUCCAAGCCAAAGAUGAUGAGGAGAUGAACACAUGGAUUCAGGCCAUUCAGAACGCAGGCAGCGCCUCUUCAUCCUCCGAGAAAUCGGAGAUCACGCCUAGCAACCAGAGCACUCCCGUCUCCAGCCGCGCCCAAACGCUCCCGGCGACCGUCACCAUGACGACCGAGUCCAGCCCCGGCAAGCGCGAGAAAGACAAAGAGAAGGACAAAGAGAAACGCUUCAGCCUGUUCAGCAAGAAGAAGCAGUAGAUGACGACGGUUCCCAUGACGACGGAACAUUCGAUUCUCUCGUUUCCCAAAUUCUUUUGCGAGUUCUCCUAAUUUCGUUGUCAUUUUGUUUGUGUCUGCCCACCUCCAGUGAUAUCCCAGCAUGCAAUGCUCAUGAAGAUGCUACACUCCGUGCCUAGACACCCCGCUAAUUGGGUUCCAAAGUUGUACAAAAACGGGAAAAAGUCGAUACGUCGAAAAAUCGAUUUCUUGCUAGAGUGUACCGCGCUUGGGGAUUUUUCCGAUUCGAAUCCCAAUUUUGAAGUUUCGAGGACCCGAUAUGUUUUUUACACUCUUACGUUUCUAUUGUCGUUGAUUUUGAAAUCUAGCGUACACUUCCUGAAUAUUGCUAUCUCUCGUUUUUUUUUUUGUAAUUGUGUGUCAUUGAGGGGUCUGGAUAUUUAAAACAUUUUCCUCAAUUUUGUGAGGCUGUCUUGGAGAGGCGACGAAUCUCGCUUUUUUUGUUAGGGAACAAGACAGUGAUGCUUCGAAACGAUUCCAUUUCCUGUAUCCGCCUGCCCGUCAGCAGGUGAUCGGAACGAUAAAAUUCCACAUCGCAGAAUUCCAUUCACAAGUAGCUAUGCCAAGUUUUCUCGAAAUUUGCCUUUUAACGAUUAUAAGCUAUUAAAAGAAGAUACUUGCUAAUACAAACGUAGAUUAACGUGUGCUUGAGAGCCUGAUAGUCUUGUAUAAUUUUGAUCAAAUAAAGGUGGGUCGUACCAAACGCUUUUAUGAGCUGUAAGAAUGUUUGCUAUAUACAGAGGACUAGUAACCUGAAUCAUUUUCUCCUUUUUUUGUUAUUCCUUGUCAUUUCUCUUGUGUUUUAUCAUAAUAUAUGUUUCAAAUAAUUCUAGUACAGAGUAUAAAAAUUAGAUGUAUUAUAAACACUUAAAGCAUCAAUGUUAAGUGAACAGUGGAACAUUUACUGAUAAACAGGUAAAGUUACUCCAAAAAAAUGCUAAAAAAAAUGAAUACGGUUACUUGCUUGUGGGCUUUAGCACUGAACAUUAUCUUUCUUCCUCUUUCUUUUCUGGUUUGGGCUUCAUCUUGCUGUCCUGCUCUUUGAUACAUAGUGCGCAUCCCUUCACCCUUCACUGUAUCUAUUGUAAUGAAAACUUUUCAUCUACUGCACAAUCAAAAGCAACAUAUUAGGAAUGAAAUACUUUGUCGGGCGUAAUGAGCGCGUAUAGAAACCUCUGGCCCGACGCUCAAAUGUAUGAAACUGCACCUGUAGACUUUAACCCCCCCUUCCCCUGCCCUGUUAAAUAUGUGCGAUGUCAUUAAAUGCUUUUAAACAUUA
Misgurnus anguillicaudatus (oriental weatherfish) is the source of this 8761-nucleotide messenger RNA. The record is from RefSeq and is a predicted model, not a curated record. NCBI's taxonomy places the organism in Eukaryota, Metazoa, Chordata, Actinopteri, Cypriniformes, Cobitidae.